AUGGCUAUCAAGUUCCUCGGACAACAAAAUGUCACCAAUGCAUACGUAUCUGGCAUGAAAGAGGACCUCCACGCAUACGGCAAUGAACUUAAUUACUAUGUCGUCGCAUACAACACGGCAUACGUCUUUGGCCAGAUCCCACUGAUGACACUCCAAACCAAAGCCAAAAUUGCCCCAUUUCUGUUGCCUUCACUUCAGAUUUCUUGGGCUAUUAUCGCUUUUUGCCAGUCACAAGUAACAAAAAACUGGCAUCUAUAUCUGCUUCGAGCCCUGACUGGAUUUCUGGAGGCAUCGUCAUUCGGUGGUACUCAUCUCAUACUCGGCUCGUGGUUCAAAAAUGAAGAGCUUUUCAAAAGGGCAGGUGUUUGGUUCAUGGGAAACUCGUUGGGCAGCACAUUCUCUGGAUACUUCCAAGUCGCCACCUAUCGUGGAUUAAAUGGUGUCUUCGGUUAUACAGGCUGGCAGUGGCUUUUCAUCGUCCAGGGAAUCAUCACCCUGCCACUUGCUUUUGUCGGAUUCGCGGUCUGGCCUGGUCUUCCUACUUCACCGCGGCGAUGGUAUCUCUCAGUAGAGGAGCAUGCUCUAGCUGUCAAACGAAUCCCUACGGUUGAAAAAGAGGGCAUCACUUGGCAAACUUUCAAGUACACGCUUUCUCGACCGAUGUGGUGGAUUUGUGUCCCUUGCUACGUAUUUCUGUGUCAGUCCUUCUACUGGACCGGAUAUAUGCAGCUGUGGCUCAAAUCGACAGGAAAAUCUGUCGAGCUCAUCAACAUUCUCCCUACUUUCAUCGAUCUUCUCAAGGCACUGUCAUCAUGGCUUGGCACUACCCUCGCAGGAUGUCUGAGCUUGAGAGGUAUAUGGACAUUCCAGGCGUCGCUGACGUUCUUUUCGGUCAUCGUCCUCUCAAUUUGGACUGUUCCUGACGCACUCAAAUACAUGGCCUACUAUUUUGGUGGCUUUUCGGGCAUGGCCUCUCCUAUCCUCUACUCCUGGCUCAACUCGACGCUUAAAGAGAACUAUGGUGAAAGAGGCCUCAUUAUUUCAUCAAUGAUGACCAUGGGAUUUGCGAUGCAGAUCUGGGUCCCGUUGUUUACGUUUCCUACGGUCGAGGCGCCAAGGUUUCCUCAUGGGUAUCCGGCUUGUGUCGCGUUCUUGUUCACCAUGUGGGCGAUACUAAUUUUUGGAUCUUGGUUCAUGAAACGGUGGAAAUUGAAGAAUCCGGACCUAGAAAUGAGAUUGGCACUCGGAUUGAGCGACGACGGCGAAACCAGUGAAGCACCGAGGGAAGCUACGAAAGGACAAGAGGAAAUCCCAAGUAAGAAUACAGUAGCCACCGUUCAAUAG
Molecule: messenger RNA, 1344 nt
Organism: Clonostachys byssicola
Lineage: Eukaryota; Fungi; Ascomycota; Sordariomycetes; Hypocreales; Bionectriaceae
Source: the annotation of a GenBank genome assembly